UGGGGGCCGUCACUUCGGAGUUGGGGCUGAGCAGUCCUCGCGGGAGAGUGUGCCAAGACCGCUGCAGCCGCUGGCCGAGUUAAGACCAUCCACAGUAAUGGCUGCGGCCUUACCCAGGACCCUGGGGGAGUUGCAGUUGUAUAGAAUAUUACAAAAAGCCAAUCUGCUGUCUUACUUUGAUGCCUUUAUUCAACAAGGUGGUGAUGAUGUCCAGCAGCUCUGUGAAGCUGGAGAAGAGGAAUUCUUGGAAAUCAUGGCACUCGUGGGCAUGGCUAGCAAACCCCUUCAUGUCAGAAGGCUACAGAAAGCUUUGAGAGACUGGGUUACAAACCCUGGCCUUUUCAAUCAGCCACUGACUUCCCUGCCUGUCAGUAGCAUACCCAUCUAUAAGUUACCAGAGGGAUCACCAACGUGGCUGGGGAUAUCCUGCAGCAGUUAUGACAGGAGUAGCAGUGCCCGGGAACCUCACUUAAAAAUCCCCAAGUGCGCUGCCACCACUUGUGUGCAGAGUUUGGGACAGGGGAAAUCAGAUGUGGUGGGGAGCUUAGUGCUGCAGGGUAUCGGGGAGUCCAGACUCUGGCAAGGCCACCACGCCACUGAGAGCGAGCACAGCCUCUCUCCGGCAGACCUUGGCUCCCCGGCUUCCCCGAAGGAAAGCAGCGAGGCCCUGGACGCUGCCGCCGCGCUGUCUGUGGCCGAGUGUGUGGAGCGGAUGGCCCCCACGCUGCCAAAAAGUGACUUGAAUGAAGUGAAAGAGCUGCUAAAAACCAACAAGAAGUUGGCCAAAAUGAUCGGGCACAUCUUUGAGAUGAGUGACGAUGAUCCACACAAAGAGGAGGAAAUUCGAAAGUACAGUGCAAUAUAUGGCAGGUUUGACUCCAAGAGAAAGGAUGGGAAACAUCUCACGCUUCAUGAGCUCACUGUUAAUGAAGCGGCUGCUCAGCUCUGUGUGAAGGAUAACGCCCUGCUGACGAGAAGAGAUGAACUGUUUGCCCUGGCUAGGCAGAUUUCUCGAGAAGUCACCUACAAAUAUACCUACAGAACCACCAAGUCAAAAUGUGGAGAAAGAGAUGAAUUAUCUCCGAAGAGAAUUAAAGUGGAGGAUGGAUUUCCAGAUUUCCAGGAUUCUGUGCAGACACUCUUCCAGCAGGCUAAAGCUAAGAGUGAAGAACUUGCUGCUCUUAGUUCACAGCAGCCUGAAAAGGUGAUGGCAAAGCAGAUAGAGUUCCUUUGCGCCCCAGCUGGCUGUGAGAGACUGCAGCAUGCUGAGAGAAGACUGUCCGCGGGGCUGUACAGGCAGACGUCGGAAGAGCACAGCCCUAACGGCCUGGCUGCUGACAGCUCUGACGGACAAGGAGAAAGACCUUUGAAUCUCCGAAUGCCUAAUUUACAGAACAGACAACCCCAUCAUUUUGUGGUGGAUGGAGAGCUGAGUAGACUUUAUCCCAGUGAGGCAAAGUCCCAGUCAGAGAGUCUUGGGAUUUUAAAAGACUACCCUCACUCAGCUUUUACUUUAGAAAAGAAAGUCAUCAAAACAGAGCCUGAAGAUUCAAGAUAGCUGUGAUUCUCCCACUGUUCUCUGGAAAUGGCAUUCAGUUUAAGGAUAAUAAUGCUCCAUCAUAGAAAUAAGCCUUAAUAACCAACGUUGCCUCAUUCAGCUCAAACAGAUUUCAUAGCCAAAGCAUAAGGAUUGAUACAGUAGUCUGUGGAAACCAGGAAGACAAAACAACAGCCACAAAAGAGAAAAUUGAGAGAAUGUUGCAAUCUGUAACAGAGAUAUUGAUCCAUUCACAUUCCUGUGUAAGUCAUUUUACGUGGAAAAGCUUACAAAUUAAUAUUGUAAGCAUUCAUUAUUUAAGAAUGUACAAUGUAUUUGUGUAAUUUAUAGAAGUAAAAGCUAGAUGUGGAGACCUGUUUGGUCCAAUAGAUGUGGAUACAGUUUAUUUUACUUGAAAUUUCACUGUCUACUUUUAAGUGUAUUUAGCAUAGAUAUUAUUAUUUGUUAGAGUUUAGAUCUUUGCAGUCAUAAAGAAAGUUUAAGUGAUGUAGUUAUUGGCAAGGUUGCAAUGACUUUGGAAAAAUGGAAAGCAAAUGGCUUAAUUUAAACCAAGAAAAAUAUUGUGUAUUUAAUAUUUGAUAAAACUGAUUUUAAUAGGAAAUGUGUCUUUUUUAGUAGUAAAAUGUCACUUUUGCUGGCUUAAUCAGGCACAUUUAUGCAAUUAAUAAGUACUAAAGUAAGUUUAAAAAUGGGCACUAGAGUAGCAAAUCUCUUAGUCGACUCAGAUUGCAUUAUAUCAUUGUAUCGUAACAAAAAUAGGAAGCUAUUACUUGGACAGAGUAUUUGAAACAAGUGAACUGAUGUGUAAAAGCCUUGACUUAAACAUUGUUAUUUAAGAAUGUGUUAAAUAGAUUAAGGCAUAAUAAGUUAACCCCAAAUGUGAUAAGGAUGGUGACUAGUAAAAAGGCUAUAAUAUAUAAUAUUAUAGAGUAAGAACCAUUUUAUAUCCAGAAAUUCUUUUUUAUGUCCUAGAUAAAGUCUGAGAAAGUAGGUGGCUCUCCCUGGGGAAUGUCUCACCACCCAGACCGUAACAAGUGUGGACAAUCACUACAUCCACAUUUGCAGGCAUAAUUCUGUGGACAUUUAGUUGACACCUGUAUUUGUUAUUUAUUUUACAAUUUUGUGGACCUUUCAUAUUUGUGUCUGCAGUUUUUUUCUUAAAAUUCAUUUUAGCUUGAAAGUAUGUUUUAAUUUCUUCCCCCUAAUUAGUGGGCUGUGUGCAUAUUUAUGGGGGUGUGCUUAAAUG
Molecule: messenger RNA, 2804 nt
Organism: Panthera uncia (snow leopard)
Lineage: Eukaryota; Metazoa; Chordata; Mammalia; Carnivora; Felidae
Gene: NAB1
Product: NGFI-A binding protein 1
Exons: 8
Coding region: 98-1558 (486 amino acids)
Biological process (GO): negative regulation of DNA-templated transcription
Cellular component (GO): nucleus
Molecular function (GO): transcription factor binding; transcription coregulator activity
Source: RefSeq, a predicted model, not a curated record